AUGUGUGAAAUUUUAAAGUGUGCAAAGAGGCAGCAGCUGUGUGCACGUUGCGGGCUGCGGCUUCUCUACACUGCAAACGUUAUCGGUCAAGCACACGUAGUGGUAUACACAGAUGCCGCGAUAAUGAUGAUGAUGAUGAUGACGGCGAAAGGGGCUUUGGGUUUGCGUCUCAUGCGUGAUCCAUGGAGGUGUCUGUGUGUGUGUGUGUGUGUGUGUGUGCAGUUGAAGUCUUUCGCCAUCCGCCUAGCAGCAAACAACGCAGACAGGCAUGGGCGUUUCCCCUCUCAUCCUUACAUAUACUGA
Molecule: messenger RNA, 303 nt
Organism: Trypanosoma grayi
Lineage: Eukaryota; Euglenozoa; Kinetoplastea; Trypanosomatida; Trypanosomatidae
Exons: 1
Coding region: 1-303 (100 amino acids)
Source: RefSeq, a predicted model, not a curated record